GAUGGAGAAGGCCAGCCGGCUCGCUGUGUCACAGAAAGUCCCCUUAAGCCUACGUGACAACUCGCAUAGUGUCCCUUUGUGACCAGCUUAAUCGGCAGAAUGCCCGGUCUCUGCGUGCUUUGUCUUGCCGCGGCACUGGCUGCGUUUACCGGGCCCGCCGGCACCGUGGGACCGAUGGUCCGAUGCGAGCCUUGCGACGCCGGUGCGCUCCUGCAGUGCAAGCCGUUGCCGAAGGACUGCCCCGAGCGCGUGAGGGAGCCCGGCUGCGGCUGCUGCAUGACGUGCGCUCUCGGCGAGGGACUGGCGUGUGGAGUGUACACGGCGCGCUGUGGCUCCGGCUUGACCUGCCAGCACCGGCCGGGGGAGAGCCGACCUCUGCAAGCUCUGUUGGAGGGACGGGGACUGUGCUCCAGCGCCGCGUCCAAAAAAACCAACAGCAUUCUCAUACCGGUGCAAAAACAAGAGAACUCCGGCCAUCAGGCAGAAGGCUUCGUCAACGUGAACGUGACCGCGACAACGCCAGUGUUGCCCGGUGUGGCGACCGCGAAGGGCGGGCACAGCCGGGGGUCGAUGGACACCAGGCCUCCUCUUCACAACAAACUGAUCCAAAAGGACCAGAACAGGAAGACUCAGAGCUACAAGUUGGAAUCAGUGUCAGGAGGAGCCAAUAUGUACAUGCACAACUUCUCUCUGGAGAACAAGAGGGAGACCGAGUAUGGGCCGUGUCGGCGGGAGAUGGAGAGCAUCCUGAGCGGUCUUAAAAUCAGCAAUGUGCUCAAUCCGAGGAGCUUCCGCAUACCCAACUGUGACAGAAAGGGCUUCUACAAGAAAAAACAGUGCCGUCCAUCCAAAGGCAGGAGGCGGGGCUACUGCUGGUGUGUGGACAAAUACGGGCAGCCUCUGCCCGGCUACGACGGCAAGGAGCGAGGCGAGACGCAGUGCUACAACCUGGAGAGCAAAUGAGAGGACGGACGGAUGGCGAGUGGACGGAGAGAGGAAGACAGAGAAUGGGUGGGGUGGAAAGAAAGAGAGCGAGAGCGAGACAGAGAGAGAGAGAGAGUGGGGGAGAGAGAGCCAACUUUGCCCUUGCAUGUAGUUUUAUGUAAACAUUUCAAGGGGCUCUGGCCUUUGAUUUCAGGUCCGAUUUCUGUAGAGAGCAAUGGGGAGGGGAGGGGAGGGGAGGGGAAAGGGGGGAGCACAGCCUUAGCGGCCGGCCAAGUCUCCUGUCCAUUACAGCUAUCUGUCCCUGUGCUUAUAGGCAACCUUUAUCCUUUCUUUAAAACAAAAAUAUAAACAAAAGCAGAUAAGCUGAAAGCUGAGAGAGAAGGGGAAGAAAGAGAGAAUCCUACCACCUGCACUAUUCUUUUAGAGAGAGAGAGAAAGGAAGGAAGGAAGGAGGGACUUUUCCACUCACUUCAAAGAAGCCUUGUUUGUGACUGUGACCCGAAAAGAAGAAUAAGAACGCACCACCACCAUUUCUAUUGAUUGUGUGCGUGUCUAUCUGUGAGUCUGAGAGUCUGUGUGCGUGUCCUAAUGCGUGAGCACUUGCAUAACAUACUUGUGCACAGCUGCAUGUCUGUGCAAGAUGGCACGCGAAGUGUGCGCUUUCCCAAAAGUGUUUAUUCGUGUAAAUACAAUAAAUCACUAAGCUCAGUUUAGAGAUGUCAGGCUGCCCGUCCCCAGCCACCGCUCCAUUACAAACAAUGCAGGAAAAGUAAACGCUCUCCUGCUCAGGGUCCAUGUUGAAGGGAAGGAUUAUGGGAUGGCAGGGCUUUGGUUUCUUAUCCAGCUCCAAAGGCCCUCCCUGUUGUCUCUGGUUUGUCCCUUGCCCUGCUAUAGGGAAGGGGAUGGAGGUGAAACCUGCGGUUACAGUGCCUUAAAACAACAGUCCUUUCCAUGCCUCCCUCCACCCCUCCCCCCCUUCACCACCUGUAGUGCGCCAAUAAAGGAAUACUCCAGAUUGGUAGCAUACCCUUUUGUGGAGGACAAGCGGCUGCAGUUUCAUAGUCUGGCCACCAAACAUAGACAAUAGAUUUCAAGGAUCGUCGUGCGAAAAACGGCGUAGAAACAUCCGUAGAAACUUAAGAAACCACUCCUCCAGCAGACGUUUUACUGAAUGGACGGAUCAACAGCAUUAAGAUGUAAAAUAUGCCAACAUAUUAGCCUGGUUUCAUUGAUGAAAAGCUACUUUUUGUAUCAUCUGCUAAAACGUUCCAGUUUUAACAAAAUGAAAGGGGCUAACGGGAAGGUCUUCCUUCUCAUUGGUUGGUGCAAAACAACCCCAAAUAACAACCAAUCACUCGCAUCCGAUUGGAGAACGAAGCCAACAGAAAGUGGCAAUUCAGUCAGACUAUCGGGCCUCUCAAAUCUGGCUGAGGUCACAGCUUCCAGAAGAGUUGCCGGUUUAUGUUUGCAGUGUCACGCUAACUGUGCUGACAACAAAGAGAAGUCGUGUAUUUAGCGCCGCGGCACGAAUGCGUGGAAGUUGGGGAGGUGGAUAGUUGCUGCUGCAGUGGUUUGAGAAGUUUCCAUGGACAUUUAUAUACGUUUGUGUUACUCUGGGUUUCCAAUGGAGUCCACUGUAACUGCUGUGAAUCUCCAGUAUUUCAAACUCAAAGGGUGGAUUGCAGGUGGAGUAUUAUUGUGAGGCGCUCACCUGCAGAGUCGCCUGACUUCCGUCUCUUUCCCGCAACAUACCGUCCUAGUCCCCGUCCAUGUCCCCUUGUUCCACUCCAAUCCCCGUCCUUGCCCGCUGCGGUGCCGAGGUCCUCCACUCCUAUAUGUCUUUACCCCCCGUCUUCAACGUUGUCCUCAUCUGUGACCCUAAUCCCUGUCUCCAAACCCACUUAAACCGCGAUGUUGGUCCUCACUCCGACACCUUUCCCGGCCUCCGGUCCUUUUCCUGUCAGUGGUUGCAACCUGGUGUAGGCUUGUUUGAACGGGACGAGCCCGUUGUGACCGGCCCGCCCUGCCGCAGGUGCCAGCUGCCCCUAUGCUUCAAGCCCAAGCACAAGCACUUAAAGCACUUUAGCUGCGCCGCUACUCAUCAAUGCAUGCAGUUAAAGACAAUUGGACCGAUCUGCAUCUGCAUACCUUUCCUUCGAGGUAAUGUCAGAUGAAACAGUGUGAUACUGUAAGAAAACAAUAAUAACCCAGGGAGGAGGGGGAAAUAAAGAUCGGAGAGGAAAAAGCAACAACAACAAAGCGACACCAGGACUUCUGACGGCAAACUUAGCGAACAAGCCCUCAGAAAUGUUUCCAUUCAAUGCAACUAUUUUCUUUUUUCUGUUGUUGUUUUUGUUUCUUGAAGAAAGAAAAAAAUGUUUGUAUGAUCAUAUGCCAACAAAUCUCCACAAGGUGGACACAGCACCAAAUAUGCAUUAACACAAGUGGUAGGGGGGUCUGUGGGAGGAGGCGGGGUCUUUCCCGAGCAGCUUCCUGCCCGAUGCUCUCCCACAUCCUGUGUAAAGACUUGAAACAGGGAGAGAGUGCCGAUGAGGAAUGCUAGCCCAGAAGCUUGGUAGCAUGAAAUCGGCCGUACAGUUCCUUUAAUAUAGAGCAGCAACUUACAACCAACCUGUUGGUGCUUCAUCCCAUCUAUUCAAAGACUUGACGUACGGGGAGGAACAUACAUACAAAUAUGGUUAAGCUAUUCCCUCCUUCAUAUUUGUAAGUGUGUCUUUUUAUAUAUUCUUAUUUUUAUUAUUAUUAUUAUUUCCUGGCCAGCUAUGUGUCUGACUAGACAUCAUGUACAGUACUUAAAAAUAAAAUUAUUUAUCUAAGAAAGAAUUAUAAGCUGAUCCAAACUAGGUUUUCUUUUGAACAAUUCAGUGACUCGCACAGCAAAGUGUAUUUGAUUCAGUGUAUUUUUUGGGAAUAUAAUCACUAAUGAAUGUUUUUUUCUUUUCUUUAAAUGAACCGUUACCUUCUGUUGCUCAGCAGGGUCAUCUGUAAGCUCCGUGCCCAGCAGGCGAGUUUCAGCCUCAGGUCUCUGGUCAUCUUAGGUCACUGCCUCUUCAGUCCGGUGAACCUCUCACCCCUCAAUAAGUCACUUCUCUCCAUGCACACCCAUCCGUCCCGCCUCAGUCUGUUAGUGCAGAGCCAGGGUCACGUCUGUAAUGUCACUUUUUUAAAUUUGCGAUCAUUAUUUCUUCCCUGCUGAUCACGCUAAGAAUCUCUCUGUUCACGGGUCAAUGUAUUUUGUUUUUCAAAUUUAUUAUUAUUAAAACUGUUCAUGAUACUUAACUAGAGAUCACACCGCUAUUAUUUUUCUCUGAGAAAUUAAAUGAUUUUGAUUCAAAAUAUAA
Molecule: messenger RNA, 4307 nt
Organism: Pseudoliparis swirei
Lineage: Eukaryota; Metazoa; Chordata; Actinopteri; Perciformes; Liparidae
Gene: igfbp3
Product: insulin-like growth factor binding protein 3
Exons: 4
Coding region: 100-963 (287 amino acids)
Biological process (GO): regulation of insulin-like growth factor receptor signaling pathway
Cellular component (GO): extracellular region
Molecular function (GO): insulin-like growth factor II binding; insulin-like growth factor I binding; fibronectin binding
Source: RefSeq, a predicted model, not a curated record